AUGGAUUACCAUGCCAUCCAUGGCUACGACAUUGCCAGUUUUGACACAUCGGAAUCAACGCAUCGCCUUCCAACGGUGCCGGCUUCACAGGCCUGGGAAGAGCUAAAGGCUAGCCCGGCAACUCACAUCUCAACGGGACUUGACGCUCUUGAUCGUGCACUGCUGGGGGACGCGGCGGAUUCACAGGAUGCCGCGGUCAAGGGCGGCGUCAAGCGAGGCCAGGUGACUGAGAUCUGGGGACCCCCUGGCUGCGGCAAGACUGCCCUCGGACUAGCAAGCGUGCUGAAAAGCGUUCGAGAUUCGCGGGUCUUGGCGGGCUCGGGGGAGAUUCAAGAUGUAGACCCAAGCAAGCUGGUUCACUACUCUUGCAUGACGUUGCCGCAUCUGCUGGCCUUCAUCACACGACCAACGACGACGUCUAUUCCUCCGAAUGCCUCGCUCAUCGUUAUAAGCUCCCCGACAGCUUUGAUCAAUUCCUUUUUGCCGAGAUCUCUCGAAGGGAAAGGGAACCCCAAGCAAGCAAAGGGUUUCAUCAUGACCACUCUGCAAAAGCUUGCCGCAACUAAGGAUUGCGCCGUCGUCUUAUUGUCGCAAUGCGCAACCAAGAUGAGAAGCGAGCAGAGGGCCACGCUGAUCCCGUCCAUCAACACCACGCUCUGGGAGCAAGGCGUAUCAACAAGGCUAGUACUGUUUCGGGACUGGGCGUGGCAUGGCAACAAGUCGUCAAGCGUCUUCCUGGCAGGCGUCCAAAAAAUUGAUGGUAGAGCCGUCCAGGACGCCGUCGACUACGUAUCCGCGUUCAAAGUCGAAGCUGCCGGUAUAUCGAGUGUCCACUACGAUGCCAGCGAUCCGGGCAUGGAGGUGGCGGUCGUGGCACGGCGACCAAAGCGGAAACUGGGGCAGACGGAGCUUGAGGUGCCGGACAGCGAAGACGACGAGGACUACGGCUGGGCAGACGAGGACGAGGACGCAUUGCCGCCGCCGCCGUCACAGUGGCAAGGCAGCGAGGACCUGAUCCUGGGCAAGGACGCGGGUCUAAGCGAGGACGAGCAGGAGCCCGACGACGGGAUCCAGGAGUACUACUUUGAAGACGACGUCGACGAGGCCGGGGAGGGCGACCGAAGUAACAACGAGACGAUGGACUGA
This is a messenger RNA of Trichoderma reesei QM6a, 1146 nucleotides long. RefSeq lists its product as uncharacterized. Gene Ontology annotation, biological process: meiotic DNA recombinase assembly; reciprocal meiotic recombination. The transcript is spliced from 5 exons. The record is from RefSeq and is a predicted model, not a curated record. Bases 1 to 1146 code for a protein of 381 amino acids. Lineage: Eukaryota; Fungi; Ascomycota; Sordariomycetes; Hypocreales; Hypocreaceae. Gene Ontology annotation, molecular function: four-way junction DNA binding; crossover junction DNA endonuclease activity. Gene Ontology annotation, cellular component: replication fork; Rad51C-XRCC3 complex; Rad51B-Rad51C-Rad51D-XRCC2 complex.